This is a messenger RNA of Clarias gariepinus (North African catfish), 2483 nucleotides long. It is a transcript of the gene rhoca, whose product is annotated as ras homolog family member Ca. Lineage: Eukaryota; Metazoa; Chordata; Actinopteri; Siluriformes; Clariidae. The record is from RefSeq and is a predicted model, not a curated record. Bases 155 to 736 code for a protein of 193 amino acids. The transcript is spliced from 5 exons. Gene Ontology annotation, molecular function: GTPase activity; GTP binding. Gene Ontology annotation, cellular component: neuron projection. Gene Ontology annotation, biological process: small GTPase-mediated signal transduction.
UUUUUCUUCACGGUGUGGGCGGGGAUAUUGUUUGUCAGCUUCGUUUCUUAGCAAUAGAGCAGAGUCCAGAUAUUCAGCGGUCAUCUGCAGUGAAACUUGGGCGCGGAGCAGCGUAAUCUUGCAGUAGAAGAUCGGAAAACGGUCAAUUUAAGGCAUGGCAGCCAUAAGGAAAAAGCUGGUGAUCGUGGGAGAUGGAGCAUGUGGAAAGACCUGUCUACUCAUAGUUUUCAGUAAAGAUCAGUUCCCUGAAGUCUAUGUGCCCACCGUGUUCGAGAACUACAUUGCUGACAUUGAGGUGGAUGGCAAACAGGUGGAGCUGGCACUGUGGGACACAGCAGGUCAGGAGGACUAUGACCGUUUGAGGCCACUUUCCUACCCAGACACAGACGUCAUCCUCAUGUGCUUUUCCAUCGACAGUCCUGACAGUUUAGAAAAUAUCCCAGAGAAGUGGACACCAGAGGUGAAACACUUUUGCCCCAAUGUUCCCAUUAUUUUGGUGGGGAAUAAGAAGGACCUGCGGAAUGACGAGCACACCCGGAGAGAGCUGGCUAAGAUGAAACAGGAGCCUGUUAAACCCGAGGAAGGUCGCGACAUGGCUAACCGUAUUAGCGCCUUCGGUUACCUGGAGUGCUCAGCCAAGACCAAGGAAGGUGUGAGAGAAGUGUUCGAAAUGGCCACAAGGGCAGCGCUGCAGGUCCGAAAGAGGAAAAAGAGGAGUGGUUGCUUAAUCUUGUGAGAGGUUUUUUUGAGUCCUGCAGAAGCAUCUGCUGAUGUCUAGAAAUAUAUGGCAUUCAACAGCCCAUGAAAGAACAUCUGAUUUGUAACCAAACAGCAUCUAUGUACUGUACUGUAUAUCGCAUAUGCAUCAAAAGGACCAAGACUGACAGUAAUUUAGGCCGGCACAAGAUAACGCCUCAGUUUUAUUUAGGUUUAUUUGCCUGUAAUGAUUGUGUUACACAGUGAGAUUUGCACCUGAGUAAGAUGAAACUAUGCUGUAUUUUUUUUUUUUUUCCACACUAAGUGUACAUGUUUAGACACUGCCCUGGUCAUAGCUGUUCUAUGCUUUUCAUUUGUUAAAAGUAAGUACUAAUUUACAGAGCAUUGCGCGUUAAUGUAAUGAUGCUUUGUGACAGGUUUGUUGUGGAUUUGAAUGUCAUUUACAGAGUUUCUUUGAGCUCCCAAACCCCCCCCCCAAUCCUGGUGGCGCUAACAUAUCUACACUGGAUACCGAAUUAUGUAUAACAUAGAUACUGAUACUGCUCUGAUCUUUGUUUUAGUAGCUGAGAGAUUGCAUUCUGUUGUACUUGGAUCAGUAUGCAAAAAUGCAGUGUGUAAUCAGUAAAACAAACAGGAGAACCCAAAGGCUGCCCUACAUAUUGAGUUAGAUUGAGUCUUGUCAUGUACACUUUAAACAUUCAUUGCAUCUGUAUAGCAUUCAAAAUUCUAUUCAUAAGAUAAAUGGUUGUUUGUUUGUUUUAAGAAUGCGCCUUACACAUGUCUACACACUUCCUAUUGACCUCUGUGCCUUCAGUUGUGUUCUGACUCAGCCAUUUUCGCCAUAGGUAAAGCACUGAAUGUAUUAUCGGUGUUAUAUUAUUAGAAGUGGUGUUAAAACAUGUAGUCCUGCAUGCCAGUCACUUGGUGUUGGUCUGAAAUUCCUGUUCGGUCAUCUGUAUUUUUGCUUGCAAGGAUGAUGUGCAGAUGUAGCUUUUACUAAGAUUGCAUAUCAGUAGUUUACCUUACAAUGCCUUUUAGGUAAUGAAUGAUUAAAGAUCAGUCAAACAUGCACAGCACUGUAUUAACGCUAAGGAUUGAAACUCACUGCUGUUCAUUUUUUUUUUCCUACACUCUUACUUCAGUAACCUCUAUGUACUGUAUAGUAAAAAUUAAAAAUACCAACUUAAUUAACUAAAAAUAGGAAACUUGUCUUGUUGAUAGUUUCUGCAUUUAGUUGGCUAAAGAAUGCAAGAUGUACAAACCAAGUUCAAAAAGAUAAUGUGUGGGAAUGUUCUGAAUUUAGGAAGAAAAAUGUGUCAAAUAGUAGUUAAAAAACAAUAUAGCACAUGAAAUAGAGAAGCACAAUAUCUACUGUGUUUUUCUUUGAUAAUUUGUUGUAACUCAUGAAAAUGAGACAGUUCCAGGUUACUAAAAUAUCUUAACUAUUACAUCUGAAAGUUUGAAAUAUUAAAUAAACUAGAAACCUUCUACUUGAAACAGAUUUAUAUUUUACGCACAUUAUAAUAUGACUUAAGAAAACAGUUCUAAUACAGUGAAUGGUCCAAUUAAGCAAAAACAACACAUGAAUCAAUUGUUCUUGAAGUAAAAAAUUUUAACUUUUCAGGCUCUUAAGCAAAAGUUUGAAAGAAACAUUAAACACAUUAUUUUAUCUAUAUAAAAGUGUUUUCUUGCAUUUACUGCCCAUUAGAAAUGUGUGAACAGAGUGGUCUUUGUUGAGCAUGGAAAAUUAAAAUACAUUUCUCCCA